Messenger RNA from Aspergillus ruber CBS 135680, 1441 nucleotides. Its product is annotated as NAD(P)/FAD-dependent oxidoreductase. Gene Ontology annotation, molecular function: saccharopine oxidase activity; sarcosine oxidase activity; flavin adenine dinucleotide binding. The transcript has 2 exons. Lineage: Eukaryota; Fungi; Ascomycota; Eurotiomycetes; Eurotiales; Aspergillaceae. The record is from RefSeq and is a predicted model, not a curated record. Bases 89 to 1441 code for a protein of 450 amino acids.
CUGAUAAAGCUCGCUGGUUCCUCAUACCGCUGAUUUCCCAUUUCUCUAUCAGACCUAAACAACUACAACUUCCUAGCUCUAAAGCUAUAUGACCAUUAUGGCACCACAGCUCAACCACUCCUCAUCCAUUAUCAUCGUCGGCGCAGGAACCUGGGGCUGCUCAACAGCUCUGCAUCUCGCCCGUCGGGGAUAUAAAAAUGUCAUUGUCUUGGAUCCUCAUCCCGUGCCGUCACCCAUUGCGGCCGGGAAUGAUAUUAACAAGAUCAUGGAGCAUCGUGAAUUGAAGGACCCCAACUCCGACCCAAUCAGCGUGGCAUUCGCAACGUGUACCAGAGCAGCAUUAAACGGGUGGAAAACAGAUCCCAUCUUCCAGCCCUACUUCCACGAGACAGGCGCUAUUGUGUCUGGCCAUACACCCGAAUUGAUUAAACACAUCCAAGAAGACGAGAUCGACCCGACCAAGUCCGAGCAUCUGGUGAAGUUGGAAACGGCAGAGGACUUCCGAAAGACUAUGCCCCCGGGUAUAUUAACAGGAAACUUCCCGGGGUGGAAAGGCUGGUUCAAUAAGACCGGUGCGGGAUGGAUCCAUGCCCGGAAGGCUAUGGUCUCUGCUUUUACUGAAGCGAGGCGGUUGGGCGUCAACUUUGUGACUGGCUCACCACAGGGAAAUGUAAUCUCGCUAGUCUACGAAAACGGAGAUGUUAUCGGAGCCAAAACAGAAGAUGGGAUUGUCCAUCGUGCCGAACAUACCAUUCUUGCUGCCGGUGCAAGCAGCGACCGUCUCCUAGACUUCAAGAACCAACUACGUCCAACAGCAUGGACACUAUGCCACAUCCGCAUGAUCCCCGAAGAAGCGCAACGAUACCGCAACCUCCCCGUGCUCUUCAACAUCGCCAAAGGCUUCUUCAUGGAACCUGAUGAAGACAAGCACGAGCUUAAGAUCUGUGAUGAGCACCCCGGCUACUGCAACUUUGUACCUGAUCCACAGCACUCCGGUGAAACACGCAGUAUUCCAUUUGCGAAGCACCAGAUCCCGCUUGAGGCUGAGGCGCGAGCUAGGGAUUUUCUAAGUGAUACGAUGCCGCACCUGGCGGGUAGGCCAUUGGCUUUUGCGAGGAUUUGCUGGGAUGCUGAUACGGUGGAUCGGGCGUUCUUGAUUGAUAGGCAUCCGGAGCAUUCGUCUUUGUUGCUGGCUGUUGGGGGGUCGGGGAAUGGGGCGAUGCAGAUACCUACGAUUGGGGGAUUUAUUGCAGAUGCAUUGGAGGGGAGUCUGCAGGAGGAGUUGAAACGCAUUGUGCGGUGGCGACCGGAGAUAGCUGUCCAUCGGGACUGGAGAUCUACUCAGAAUCGGUAUGGGGGGCCUUUUAAGGUUAUGGACUUUCAGGAAGUGGGUGAAAAUGAGUGGACAAAAAUUGUUGAAAGCGCGAAAAGUCGACUAUAA